This is a messenger RNA of Humulus lupulus (European hop), 1229 nucleotides long. RefSeq lists its product as uncharacterized. The transcript has 2 exons. The record is from RefSeq and is a predicted model, not a curated record. Lineage: Eukaryota; Viridiplantae; Streptophyta; Magnoliopsida; Rosales; Cannabaceae. The coding region runs from base 29 to 517 and encodes 162 amino acids.
GAGCACCACGUAGGCUGUUUCUUAGUAUAUGCCACGUGUCCCUCAAUUCAACUCUAUCAUAUUAUUCAUAUAUAAAUAUAUUCAAUUAUUCAUCCUUCAAUAUUUGUAUUCGGUUCUUUCAAUAUCUAGUGUUGUGUCAAUGGGAGCAGCUGGCUAUAUCUUUCUUCUCAAUGCUACCUUUUCAAAAACAAAAAUGUCCCUAAUCAGGCCCUUAACCCCAUGUCUCUAUAAUCCCAUCAUCAAGAAAUACAACCAAGCAAGCAAAGGCUAUGAGGAUAGGCAUGAAAGUGGUACACAAGAAAGAGCGCCUUCAACAGCAGAGGUAAUAGAUAAGAUGGCUGAGGAGAAGCUCCGGGAGGCUGACCAUCAAGCCUUUGAUGAUAAGAUAUUUGAUGGAGCUGAAAAGGCCACUUUGGGGGAACCUAAGCUUGACUCUGCCAAGAACACAUACAAAGACAAGGAGCAUCAACCUGGUGCUGACUACCGCAGAAGAGGGGAUGAUCAUGAUGAUCAUUAAUCACUACAACUUUUCACUUUUACUUGAAUCAAUACUUGGCUGCCAUACUAUUUCACCAGAUAAAACAAUGUCAUAAAUGGUUACAUAAUUAACUUUAUGUUAAAUAAGAAGUGUUUCCCAACUUCCAUUGAUAUAUUGGGGCUGUGAUUUGUAUUGUAUCUUAAUUUGUGAUUGUAAGAACAAGUUUAUAAGUAAAGCACAUGAAAAUCUUAGACUUAUCCAGUGUAUCCUAUGUUCAUCAUGGUCAUAGUUGUGGGAAAAACCUGCUUUGAUGACAUGGUCAAAAUUAUGUUGGAAGUAAUGGGUUCAUCACAAGUGUAGUUACUGCGACCCCCCAACACUUGAAGUACAAGUAAUCACUUAUCAGGACUCGAUUUAGGGAGUCUGUCUUCUUAUCACAUGGCUUCAUUGUUUAUUAAUGUUGCAUAACAAAAUGUUCAGGUUCAAUCAGAGAACGCCUUAUAACAGAUCAAGAUUUUUUUUUUCAAACGAAAAAAAAAAUACAAGGAGAAAACAACCAAAUAAUACAAUUUCAAAUAACGAAACAACCAAGUAACAGAUGCAUUUUACAGAAGAAAAAAGAGAAGCACUGGCAAAGAUUGAACUCCUUAGCCAAUAACAAGAUUUCAUGGAUUAGACAAAGCUGGGAAAGACGUUAACAUAACUGCAUGAAGAUAGUUCCUGCAGGACAAUAGUUCAAUUAAGAACUUAA